AGAUAUUUGAUAGGGACAAAAAUCUUCUGUUCGAGGUGUGAAACAUAUACUAUAGAAUGUGUAUUUCAGACUCAAUAAGAUACCUUGUUGUGAAUGUCAUUUUAUGAUAGCCAUUAAACGUCUCUGUUCUAUUUUUUUUCUUAAAUCUCAAAUGGGACGUAAAACAAUUUUUAGAAAACGAGCGGCAUUACCAAAUUGUAUGAAAAGGUGUGAAAAUAGCUACAACCUUCAGUUUCCUUGUUGAAAUAAACUGGUCAUAAUUAUGAUACUUUUGGACCCAGUGAAAAGCAACACGCCUCGUGUUUAGUGCAUCAAACACAAUUCAAAUAGGAAGUCCUUAUUAUGGCGUAUGUUUGUCAUUUAUUUGUUGUAACACGUGUCAUUCAUCUCCUUAAUAUAAAAUCGCUUGAAAAAUAUGCAAUGCAUGGUCUUUCACAACUGAUGUAUUUAUUACUGUCAAAAAUAUAAUUCUGAACCAUCAAUUUGUACUAUUUUAUUUUCAAUAAAAUCUGAGGAAUUUUGUCUACAAUCAAUAUGUUUAUACAUUGUACAUCCUUCCUUAUUAUCGAUGUCUGUUUACUCUAAUCAAUAAGUGUAGUAUCUUCCUUGUCAUCCAUAGUGUCGAGAUUAUUGUAAUUAUCUAAACCAUGAUGCAGCAGUUCAUGGAGACCUAUAUGGAACGUACAUGUAUUACAAGUACGUGGUUCGCCCAGGCCCAGUUCGAAGCAGCAAAACAGAGAUCUCUUCGACACCAAAGAGGAAGAGGUUCCUGCGUCCUAUUCAUACUCGACGUGUCUGAAAGCAUGAGAGGAACAGCUUUCAAGGAAAUGAAGACAGCGGUCAUGGACAUUCUGGAUGAGUUUGUACAGCAUAGACAACGCCUUGAUGAAAAUGUUUCUGUAAUAGUCUGUGGACAGGAAACUAAAUUUCUUCACUAUUACUCAAACCAAUAUGCUGCAAUUAAACAGAGCAUAGAUGAACUGGAAUGUUCCGGACCAUCUCCCUUGACUGCUGCCUUCCUGUUAGCUCUUGGUGGUCUAUUCGAUGGAGCAGCUUACAGCUCAGAUGUUGGAGACUUCCUUUUGCAUCCCAGGGUAGUCGUUUUCACUGACGGCAAACCAACGGACUUCAGGAACUUGAACGCCAUUGACAGCGAAGCGGAAUUAACACCCGAUGACUGUCUAAUAGCAACCCUCUGUUCGCAUACCUAUCGAAUAGGAGUACAUCAUCCGAUUUUCUGUUUUCCAGUCGGAGAAAACCCCAAUUACGAUUUAUUGCAGACAAUAUCGUCGCUGUCUAAUGGAGGAAAAGUUUUGGAGAUUCGUAAAGCAAAGUGUUUUGGACGUUACAUUAUCCACCAUGUAGCAGCGGAUUUUAUUUCAAAGGCAGGAAAUGAGAAAAUGAUUGAAAGACAAAACUUGAGAUUUGUCGCUGAUCUCGUAAUUCCUAAUGAGACAUAUGAUGAGGACGAUUUGGAUAUCAUAUACGAGUUGAUACAAAAUAGAGAAAGAAUUCUCAGAACUCAAAAUAAAAUGGAUGAAGACGUUUUUAAAGAAAAAUAUUCCACUGUCCCCAGUCUUGGUACAAGAGUCUGCCGUGGCCCCCACUGGAGAUUUCAGAGCCAAGACAACAGGGGAAAUGGAACUAUAGUUGGACACGGGGAUAUAGCUGGUGUUGUUCUUGUGGAAUGGGAUACUGGGGAGCGGUAUGUCUACAACUACGGAAUAAACGAAGUAUAUGAUAUUGUGGUUUGUGAGGAACCAAGAACUUCUAUUGAUGGUUUUGUUGCUGUUGGGUGUUUUGUAAAGAGGGGCCCUGACUGGAAAUGGGAAGAACAGGACGGCGGGAAGGGUUCUAUAGGAACAGCUUACCGAGUGAUGGAUAACGCCAGCGUUUACGUUCGAUGGCCCUGUGGACGAAUGGGUAACUACAGAUUCGGAUACGACGGAAAAUACGACAUUGAAGUUUGCGACCCAUUUUCCCCGGACGUGAAGAAAGCUGUAACAGAACAACGGCGUACAUCAGGAAUGUCUGAUUCACUCCACGGUCUUCCUUCAACUGAUUUAACGGGUGAUUGUGCUGCGAAGGGAUCACACUACAAUAAACCCAAUAAAAGACAUGGAAAUAAAGAUGAUACGGAAACUUCAGUAUGUAUUACUGAAAAAUCAGAUCUUUGUUCAAAUGAUGACAUGUUACAUAAUGAAGCUAGAGUUGAUUCAACUGAAACCAAAGAUUUCUACAGAUCUAAAUUAAACAUACGAACGGGCCAAGGAGCGAGUACUGUUAGGACAAAUGCGAUUGACUCUAGUUCGGAACCCCGUUCUCCUAUCGAAGUCGAUGAUUUACAAACUGAUUCUAUAAACAAUCUUAGUCCAAACAAUGCUUUACAGACUGGAGAAGUGGGGCGUUCUGUGGAUAUUACAAAACCCGUUAGUCCAAAUGAAUUUCAAAACACAUUGCAUGUUAUACAAAACAAUGCCACUGGAGAUUCUAGUCGGUGCUGGCAGUGGAGGGACUCUCUAGGCCUCUGGGUAGACUAUCCUGAUCAUGUGAAUGAUUUCAUCAACCACAGGCUUCAACAGCAUCCUCAGGCCACGGUUGUCAUUAAUCUUAGCGAUCAAAGUUUCAGACUUGUAGCAUCCAGAAUGAUUCAGAUCAACACAAACACAAAGGAGACACACCGAGUUAGAUGGAAGAAUACGUAGAAGCUGUUUGGUACUGUAAAGGAUCAACACCAGUAGUGGAACAAAGAGUGUCAUUAAACAUAUUGUAGAAUUAUCACUUUGGGGGUGUCGAUGAGUCCAGGUUACUAGUUGUGUACUUUGAUUCUAUGAUACCAAAAUAUUUCUAUUUGCUAAAAAACAAAUCCAUGGAUCUGUUAGUAUUGAAUGGGGGAAAAUAAAUCGCGGUGGUAAUUUUCGCUAUAUUCGUGGUCUUGACAAACCCGCGAAUGUAAGAAACUGUGAAUAUUUUUAUUAUUCUUUAAUAAACAAUGUGUUUAAAAUGGGGAGGAAGCUUAUAAUGAUUAAAAUCCGCGAAUUUAUGAAACCGAAAAUGUGUCUAAAAUGUAAAAAAAACAAAAAAAAAACAAACAAAAAACAAACAAAAAACCGCGAUAAUUACAACCCGUAAAAUUAUUCCCCUAUACAGUAUUUUAUUUAUUCUUUUAACGACAAUUGUUAGGAUUUUUCACAAAUAAAAAUCAAAUCGAAAUUUCUAUUAUUAUGAAUAUAUUUUAUGGCAUUGAAUGUAAUUCCUUUUUACAAUUUCUCAAUAAACAGUGGGAAAACUU
Ostrea edulis (European flat oyster) is the source of this 3292-nucleotide messenger RNA. RefSeq lists its product as uncharacterized. Gene Ontology annotation, biological process: protein ubiquitination. Gene Ontology annotation, molecular function: ubiquitin-protein transferase activity; metal ion binding. Gene Ontology annotation, cellular component: cytoplasm. Lineage: Eukaryota; Metazoa; Mollusca; Bivalvia; Ostreida; Ostreidae. The record is from RefSeq and is a predicted model, not a curated record. The transcript is spliced from 17 exons. The coding region runs from base 648 to 2705 and encodes 685 amino acids.